AGCAAGUCUAAGCUUUUUACCCUCCAAUGGCUUCUUUGAUUCCUACAUCCGCCGCAGAAAACUCCGGUUAUUCAUCUAGCAUGGCGAUCCCUGACGAUGUUAGGGUUUUGUCCAUCUUUGGGAAACCUAUGGUUUCUACAAAGAAAGCUACAACUACCAUUGUGAAUGUGGCCACCAAUAUGCCAGGGACAACUCAAUCUCCGCUUCAAAAAGAAGUCGUAGAUGAGCGGAAGCUAGUGGCGUGGACUAGUGUUCGGCAAGAACGUUGGGAAGGCGAGCUUGUCGUCGAAGGAGAAAUACCUAAAUGGCUGAAUGGAACGUACAUAAGAAACGGACCAGGGUUAUGGCAUCUUGGCGACUACAACUUCCGCCACCUCUUCGACGGCUACGCCACCCUCGUCCGCCUCGGCUUCGACAACGGCCGCCUAGUAAUGGGCCACCGACAAAUCGAAUCCGACGCCUACAAAGCAGCAAAAAAGAGCAACAAACUUUGUUACCGUGAGUUUUCUGAAGUCCCUAAACACGACAACUUCCUAGCAUACAUUGGCGAUUUAGCGAACCUAUUCUCUGGUGCAUCGUUAACCGACAAUGCCAACACCGGAGUGGUCAAACUAGCCGAUGGACGAGUUGUUUGUUUAACUGAAACCAUCAAAGGGUCGAUUGUGAUCGACCCUAACACGUUGGACACGUUAGAAAAGUUUGAGUACAGUGACUCGUGGGGUGGGUUGAUUCAUUCAGCCCAUCCCAUAGUCACUGACUCAGAGUUUUUGACGUUGUUGCCGGAUUUGUUGAACCCCGGAUAUAUGGUGGCAAGGAUGGACCCGGGGACGAAUGAGAGGAAGGUGAUUGGUCGGGUUGAUUGUCGAGGUGGGCCGUCUCCCGGGUGGGUGCACUCGUUUCCGGUGACCGAACAUUAUGUGAUUGUACCGGAGAUGCCGUUGAGGUAUUGUGCUAAGAAUUUGUUGAAAGCUGAACCAACACCAUUGUAUAAGUUUAGAUGGUGUCCGGAAUCUAAAGGGUUUAUGCAUGUUAUGUGCAAAGCUAGUGGAAAGAUUGUGGCAAGCGUGGAAGUUCCUUUGUUUGUGACAUUUCAUUUCAUCAAUGCGUAUGAAGAAAAGGAUGAAGAAGGGAGGAUCACCGGAGUGAUAGCGGACUGCUGCGAGCAUUACGCCGACACCACCAUCCUUGACAAUCUCCGCCUUCAAAACCUCCGGUCGUGGGGUGGAGAAGAUGUCCUACCAGAUGCAAGAGUUGGACGAUUUAGGAUACCACUCGAUGGUAGCGAAAAAGGAGAACUAUAUGCAGCAUUGAACCCAGAUGAACAUGGAAGAGGGAUGGAUAUGUGUAGCAUCAACCCUAACUUUUUAGGGAAACAAUAUAGAUAUGCUUAUGCUUGUGGUGCUCAAAGACCUUGUAACUUCCCCAACACCCUAACCAAGAUAGACUUGGUUGAGGGAACGGCGAAAAACUGGUAUGACGAGGGUGCUGUCCCCUCCGAACCAUAUUUUGUGGCUCGUCCUGGUGCAACUGAGGAGGAUGAUGGAGUCGUAAUAUCUAUGAUAAGCGAUAAAAAUGGGGAAGGAUAUGCGUUGAUCUUAGACGGAACAACAUUUGAAGAAAUCGCAAGAGCAAAGUUUCCAUACGGGCUUCCAUAUGGACUUCAUGGAUGUUGGGUUCCGAAGAAUUAGGAUCAAAAGAUUUCAAAAAUUCAAUUUAAAAUGUCGAUGAUUGCUAGUGUAUUUAGUUACUACGCGUGAUUAGUAAAGCCUAGUUGUAAUAAAAAAAUAAACCCGAACGCAAGUGGUUGUGAGACUCAAAAAGAAAUUACAACGCGUAAAAUCUGGUUACAAAGUGUGUGUUGGUCAUUUGUUCACAUAUGAAAUACUUUAAUUCUAUGUAUACAUCUUUCAUUUGUAUCAUUAAAGAGAAUCAUUUAGUUUUCUAA
Molecule: messenger RNA, 1945 nt
Organism: Helianthus annuus (common sunflower)
Lineage: Eukaryota; Viridiplantae; Streptophyta; Magnoliopsida; Asterales; Asteraceae
Product: carotenoid cleavage dioxygenase 8 homolog B, chloroplastic
Exons: 6
Coding region: 27-1688 (553 amino acids)
Biological process (GO): carotene catabolic process
Cellular component (GO): chloroplast
Molecular function (GO): carotenoid dioxygenase activity
Source: RefSeq, a predicted model, not a curated record